AUGUCGAAGAAGGUUCACCCCAAAGAUCAGGGCAAGAUGAUCGAAUACCGCAUGCGCGUGACUCUCAAGGAUGGUCGCCAGCUUAGCGGCCAGAUGCUGGCUUUUGAUAAGCACAUGAACCUCGUCCUUGACGAUACUGAGGAGUUCCGCAUCACUCGCAAGCAUGGCAAGGCCGGCCCCGGUGGCGAAACCACCACCAUUGAAAACGAGCAAAAGCGUGUUCUGGGCCUCAUCAUUUUGCGCGGAGCCCAGGUUGUUUCUUGUUCCAUGGAAGGUCCUCCUCCCGAUGACCCCGCCAAGCGACUCGGUAACUCCGCUCCUACCAUCAGCGCCGGUCCCGGUAUCAGCAAGCCCGCCGGUCGUGGCGUACCCAUUGGCCUUGGUGGUCCUGCCGCAGGUGUUGGUGGCCCAUCGCCUUACGGAUUCCCCCCGGUGGCCCAGGCCGUUUCCCAGGUGGUUUCCCUGGCGGCCCCCCUGGAGGAUUCCCUGCUCGUGGAGGUCCUCCCCCAACCCCACCAAUGGGUUUCCAGGGCCCACCCGGACAGGGACAGGGACGAGGAUACCCUCCUCCUGGCUUUGGAAGAUGAUUGGAUAGGAGAGGUUUACGAAAAAGGAUCCAAGCUCCCCACGUCAGCGAUUUUUUUAACAAGUGGGAUAAGCGACUUGAGAUGGAUUGAGACUACGAGACAAUGA
Messenger RNA from Penicillium taxi, 693 nucleotides. Its product is annotated as small nuclear ribonucleoprotein-associated protein. Lineage: Eukaryota; Fungi; Ascomycota; Eurotiomycetes; Eurotiales; Aspergillaceae. Gene Ontology annotation, biological process: mRNA splicing, via spliceosome. The record is from RefSeq and is a predicted model, not a curated record. The transcript has 4 exons. Gene Ontology annotation, cellular component: U4/U6 x U5 tri-snRNP complex; U2 snRNP; U4 snRNP. Bases 1 to 693 code for a protein of 230 amino acids. Gene Ontology annotation, molecular function: RNA binding.